GGCUGAACUGUCGCUGUUAUUCGGCCACGGUCGGUUUCAGGAGAGAGGGGCAGCCAAGAAGCGUAUUGGAAUCGACUGGAGGUGCUCGAGAGGACUCUCCGCGGAAAGAAAAAAAUAACAGAAAUUAAACGAACAAUGAACCCCAUCGAAUAAGGCUGGCUCAAAGAACUGCGGCCGAAUAUAUUUCACACAUUGCCACGUUAACAAAGCUGCUCGGUGAUACGUUACAGAUCACAGGCAGCAGAGAGAGAGAGAGCUGUGUCAUUGAGCAGGCAGGACACGUCAGGAGAAGGGAGAGAGAAAAAAAAAGCUGACCGACUGCACUGUGCGAGUCAGCCUCUGAAAAGCUCUGUCUGUCGCACUCAUCUUCUCCAGGACAGCACCUCGCUCUCAAAUCAAGAGGAAGAUCUCGACAAAGACAUCGCCAAGGUCGAAGGUGGUGAUCAGAAGGACCAAACGAUCACAGGAUAGCAUUUGUGUGUGGGGGGAGAAAACAAAUGGGGGAUUACGGGUUCGGAGUCCUAGUUCAAAACAACACUGGCAACAAGUCUGCGUUCCCGGUCCGAAUCCACCCGCAUCUGCAGCCCCCACACCACCAUCAAAAUGUGUCGCAGAGCCCAGCUGCUUUCAUAAACAGCACCACAGCUGCAGGGAAUGGCACCACGGGAGGCUCUCCCUGGCUCUUCCCUGCCUCUGCCACCCACAACAGUGUGCAAGAUGAAAUCCUGGGGGGAACAGAGAAGCCCAAAGCACAGCAGCAACAGGAAAUGCAGGAAACGCAAGAAAAGCAGCAGCAGUUGUCUCCUGGGAGUCACCAAGAUGGUGGGAGUGGAGGUGGGAUAAUUUCAGAACUAGAAAAGGCACGGUCAGAGGAAGCCAAGACAGACAACGGGACAUCUGAAGGAAGUAAUGGAAAGGAGAAGCAGCUACGUCUUGAGUCUCCAGUCCUGACAGGUUUUGAUUACCAGGAGACGUCUGGUCUUGGGGGAACUGGCCCGGUCCAGUCUAGUACAACUUCAUCGUCACUUACUGGCUUCAACAACUGGUCUGCUGCCAUUCCACCGGCACCAUCGACCAUCAUUAAUGAGGACGUGAGCUUCUUCAAUCCGGCUUCUGCCAAUAAUGGGCCCCUGCUGUUCCAGAACUUCUCACACCAUGUCAGUCCAGGGUUUGGUGGGAACUUCUCCCCCCAGAUAGGACCGGCGGCGGCCUUGUCCCAGCACCACCCUGCUCCCCCACCCCACCCCCACUUCCAACACCCCCACAACCAACACCAGCAGCAUCGGCGCUCUCCGGCCUCUCCACACCCUCCACCGCCCUUUCCACACAGGAAUCCGGCCUUCAACCAGUUGCCACAUUUGUCUAACAGUCUGAACAAGCCCCCAUCUCCCUGGGGUCCAGCCAGCUACCAGAGCCCCUCUCCCUCCCCUGGCUCCUCCACCUCCUGGAGUCCUGGAGGAGGCUAUGGUAGUGGUGGUGGCGGCUGGGGAGGCUCUCAGGGCAGAGAUUAUCGCCGAGGCCUGAAUGGUGGGAUGACACCCAUCAACUCUAUCUCUCCACUGAAGAAGACCUUCCCUAACAACCACGUGGCAUCCCAGAAGUACCCUCGAAACAGUCCCGCAGGCUUCAACCCCAAGUCCUGGGUGGAUGAUGGAGUUGGCCGCAGUGACAACAUCUUCCCCUUUCAGGAACGGACAAGGUCAUUUGACAGCUUUAACAUGAACACUCUGGAGAGUUCCCUGAUUGACAUCAUGAGAGCCGAGCAGGACACUCUGAAAGGUCGUCUUGGGUUCCCCCACCCAGGAGGGGACAACCCUCUGCCCCUCAAUGCCAGGAAUUAUAGCAGGAGACGAGGCCAUUCCUCUCUCUUCCCCAUGGAGGACGGUUUCCCCGAUGACGAGCGUGGCGAUCAGGGUCUCGCAGGCCUGGGUUCGCCACAUUGCUUUCCGCACCAGAACGGAGAGCGUGUCGAACGCUAUUCACGCAAGGUCUUUGUCGGAGGACUGCCCCCGGAUAUAGAUGAAGACGAGAUAACAGCCAGUUUCCGGCGUUUUGGACACCUGUUUGUGGACUGGCCUCAUAAAGCUGAGAGUAAAUCUUAUUUUCCACCUAAAGGCUACGCCUUCCUGCUGUUCCAGGAUGAGAGCUCUGUGCAGGCUUUGAUCGACGCCUGCAUCGAGGAGGACGGCAAGCUGUACCUCUGUGUGUCCAGCCCCACCAUCAAAGACAAGCCAGUCCAGAUCCGCCCAUGGAACUUGAAUGACAGUGAUUUUGUGAUGGAUGGAUCCCAGCCCCUGGACCCAAGAAAAACCAUUUUUGUAGGAGGUGUCCCGCGUCCUCUACGUGCAGUGGAACUGGCCAUGAUCAUGGACCGCCUGUACGGCGGAGUGUGCUACGCUGGCAUUGACACAGACCCGGAGCUGAAGUACCCCAAGGGAGCGGGGCGGGUCGCCUUCUCUAAUCAGCAGAGCUACAUUGCUGCUAUCAGUGCUCGCUUUGUGCAGCUGCAGCACGGAGAAAUUGAUAAACGGGUGGAAGUGAAGCCAUACGUGCUGGACGACCAGCUGUGUGACGAGUGCCAGGGAACUCGCUGUGGCGGCAAGUUUGCACCGUUCUUCUGCGCCAACGUCACCUGUCUACAGUACUACUGCGAGUACUGCUGGGCGGCCAUCCACUCACGCGCCGGCCGAGAGUUCCACAAGCCCCUGGUGAAGGAGGGCGGUGACCGACCCCGUCACAUCUCCUUCCGCUGGAACUAAGGUCAGAUGACAAAGAGAGGGAGAGGCAACAGGGGAGCAGGAGGGCAGGUAGUGCAGGAGUCGCAAAUCAUUGUACAAAUAAAUGCACUUUUCUGUU
Solea senegalensis (Senegalese sole) is the source of this 2856-nucleotide messenger RNA. RefSeq names its product cytoplasmic polyadenylation element binding protein 4b (gene cpeb4b). Gene Ontology annotation, biological process: negative regulation of cytoplasmic translation. NCBI's taxonomy places the organism in Eukaryota, Metazoa, Chordata, Actinopteri, Pleuronectiformes, Soleidae. Gene Ontology annotation, molecular function: mRNA regulatory element binding translation repressor activity; mRNA 3'-UTR binding; translation factor activity, RNA binding. The transcript has 11 exons. The coding region runs from base 498 to 2759 and encodes 753 amino acids. Gene Ontology annotation, cellular component: synapse; neuron projection; cytoplasm. The record is from RefSeq and is a predicted model, not a curated record.